This is a messenger RNA of Tachyglossus aculeatus (Australian echidna), 1365 nucleotides long. RefSeq names its product putative protein FAM172B. Bases 1 to 1269 code for a protein of 422 amino acids. Gene Ontology annotation, cellular component: nucleus. NCBI's taxonomy places the organism in Eukaryota, Metazoa, Chordata, Mammalia, Monotremata, Tachyglossidae. Gene Ontology annotation, molecular function: siRNA binding. Gene Ontology annotation, biological process: regulatory ncRNA-mediated heterochromatin formation. The record is from RefSeq and is a predicted model, not a curated record. The transcript has 4 exons.
AUGAUGCUUGCAGUUGGAACUGAACUAGAGAAACAUUUUAGGAACUCUUUAUGUUGUGCUCAGUUUGGGGGCGGGUUGAUCUUAAGGAUUCAGCCUUUUAUAAGAGGGGAAAAUGGUUUCAAUAUUCCAAAGUCCCUUGAACAGCCUGAGAUCUUGGAGAAAUCCUUCCUGAACAUGAGUUUGAAGCAUAGCAUUAAUAUGAACUGGCUCCCGGCGGAACAGAAGCUGAGCUUCCAAGAAUUCUUCCAGCGCUCGGCCCAGGAGGAGGAACUGAGGUACGAAUUCAAUGAAAACGGCGAACUGCGACACACGGAGACCCAGAGGCCUUACGUCUUCAACUAUUACAAAAACGCCCUCGAGAGGAAUAGCCGCCGCCACCGGGCCUUGGGCCGUUUCCUCGAACGGUACGUUUACGCGCUGUUGGAGCAGGUCUGCCGGCUGAAGAGAGUGUAUAUCCCGACGGACGCCGCCGCCCGGGAACCGAGGAGCUGCUUCUUCAUGAGCGAGGAGGCCCCGGCUAACCCCACGCUCCUCGUCCUCCUUCAGGACCGCGGCGUCCUCCGAGCCGGGCAGUGGGGUCAAAGGACCGUGAUCCACGACGGCCUGCGGCACGGAACUCAGAUAGCCUGCGUUCGGAUGGCCUUACAGUGGCACUGGGACGUCGUCGUCCUCAACCCCAACGACAAUUUCUCGGACCUCAAGGUGGAGGGCGAGGGGGAGAGCGGCCCGGCUCCCUCGGAGACGCCCCGGGCCGGGGCCCCAUCCUCUCCUCGGCAGGCCGGCCGGCUCGUCCCCAAGAGGUGCAGCGGCACGCCCGAAGAGCACACGACUUACAUCUGGGACCACUUCAUAUCGAAGAGCCCCGCCAGGGACGUGGCUUUCGUCUGCCACGGCUACGGAGGCCUAGUCUUCAUGGAGCUGCUGAGUCAGAAGAGGGGGGAAGUGAUGGGCAAGGUGUUUGCCGUGGCCCUGGUCGAUUCCGGGCACCACGUCGGGCACCAGCUGGGAAGAGACGAGCUCCUGUCGGGCUGGGUACAGCAGCACUGCCGGGAAUGGGUGACGAGCCCCAACCGCCUGGAUAAGCCCACGGGGUCCGUUUUGAAGGCGGACUGUCCUAAGGUCUCCGCUGGGACGGAGAAGCCCGGGUUGGCCCUCUCUUGCAGUCUCCGGUCCAUUUUCAAAUUCUUUAAAACGGCUUUGAGAGCCAAGACGGUCGUCUCCUCUCGCGCGCCCAUCGUAACUCGGAGUUCCACGAAAAGAAAGCCGUAAAAGCACCAAAGCUACCCUUUUUUCCCCCCCAGCCCUAACCCUUGCUGUACAGCUUCCGCUCUAUCAGACCAUGGGCUCUGACCCGAAUCGCUCACU